AUGCCCAUUCCUUUCCUGAUGUACGUCAUCGGCCAUGGCCCUCCAGACUGGCUUCGCGACAACGCAUACACCAUCUUGACCGUCACGACCACCGUAACGUUGCUCUACUUCUUGAAGAGGUGGACCUCUGGGCGGUUGAACACCUCGGAGAAGAACCUCCACGGCAGAGUGAUCAUGUUCACCGGUGGCACGUCAGGCAUUGGUGCGCUCGCAGCCCAGGAAAUGGCUACCCGAGGCGCUCAAAUAAUCCUCCUGACGCAGACACCGCCGUCCGAUCCCUUUCUCGUCGAGUACAUACAAGACAUGCGCCAUCGAAGCAACAACCAGCUAAUUUAUGCCGAGCAAGUCGAUCUAUCGAGCCUACACAGCAUCCGAAAAUUUGCUACAAAGUGGAUUGACAACGCGCCGCCCAGGAGGUUGGACAUGAUUGUGCUCUGCGCUGCAACAAUGACGCCGCCGGGCGGAAAGAGGCGGCAAACAAAAGAAGGAAUCGAGGAGACAUGGAUGGUCAACUACCUGGCCAACUUUCACUUGUUGGCAAUCCUGAGUCCUGCAAUCAAGGCACAGCCUUUUGAUCGAGACGUGAGAAUCAUCAUGGCGACGUGCUCGUCGUACAUUGGAUCGCCUUCCUUGAGGGAGCCAACCGUAGACGGAAGUUGGUCUCCCUCUACGGCCUAUGCUCGGAGCAAGCUCGCCCUGACCGUGUUUGGGCAAGCAUUUCAAAAGCAUCUCGACACCUAUAAACGCCCUGACCAGCUUCCGAUGAACGCCAAGGUCAUUUUUGUUGAUCCUGGGCCGAGUCGUACGCCAGGAAUGCGGCGCUGGCUCACAAGAGGGUCGCUCUUCGGCCUGGCCAUCUACGUUCUUGGAUACGCGUUUCCGUGGCUCUUGCUCAAGUCACCAUUUAGAGGCGCACAAUCCAUUCUCUACGCAGCCAUGGAAUCGAGCUUAGCUGUGGGUCACGGCGGCAGGCUGAUAAAGGAGUGCAUGGAAGUCGACUUUGCUCGCGGCGAUUUGAGAGACGACGAAAUGGCGAAAAAGUUGUGGGAGGAAAGUGAUGCCCUGAUCGAACGGACGGAGAAUGCGUCGGCCAAGGCCAGAGCCGCUGAGAAAGCGGCAAAAGACAAGGAAGAUGAGAAGAAGAAAGAGAAGGAGAGAGUCGAGGAGAUUGAAGGAUUGGUCGAUACGAUUCGAAAAGGCAAGCAGAAACAAAAGCAAAAGCGGGAGACGGACAGCCGAAAAUUGAAGAGUGGGAAGGAAAAAAUGUAA
This is a messenger RNA of Metarhizium album ARSEF 1941, 1269 nucleotides long. RefSeq names its product oxidoreductase, short chain dehydrogenase/reductase family. The transcript has a single exon. Bases 1 to 1269 code for a protein of 422 amino acids. NCBI's taxonomy places the organism in Eukaryota, Fungi, Ascomycota, Sordariomycetes, Hypocreales, Clavicipitaceae. The record is from RefSeq and is a predicted model, not a curated record.